Molecule: messenger RNA, 4161 nt
Organism: Penaeus vannamei (Pacific white shrimp)
Lineage: Eukaryota; Metazoa; Arthropoda; Malacostraca; Decapoda; Penaeidae
Product: WD repeat-containing protein 81
Biological process (GO): aggrephagy
Cellular component (GO): mitochondrion
Molecular function (GO): protein binding; phosphatidylinositol 3-kinase regulator activity
Source: RefSeq, a predicted model, not a curated record
UCAAUAACACUUUUUUUCAGAAAUAGAGAAAUCAGAUGAGCAGAGUGAAGGAGAUUCUGCACCGGAACGUCAGGAUGAAGAGACUGAGAGCAUUAAAUCAUUGGCUCUUUCAAAGAAGCUAAGCAGAUCAAGAACUUCUCUCUUUGAGGAAAAGGUACCAGAAAUGCCCAUGAUCCAACUUCCACAGGAUUAUAAUCCACUUGUGGCACUCAACCAAGUGGAAAUGUUGUUUAACUUAGUCCUGAAGACUUCAAGGAUGAUUCCUGAAAGAACCUUUAAAUGCCGUGACAUUCAGCAAGCAGUUAAGCAGGCUGCUCAUCUGAGACGUGUAAGAGACAUUCAAGCAAUAGGAUGCAUUACUGUGGAGAUGUUUAAUGCUCCAAAAUGUCGAGUGCUUAGUAACAGGGCAAAGCUACCAGAGAGAUAUGCCCAUGCCCUCAAACUAUUGAUGAAUGAUCAGAUUGACAUACCAAGGUGCAUCCGUCACACACUACAGGUUAUAUUUCAGAUUUACAGUGCAAGAGACACUAGAGACUAUGUUCUCCCUAACAAGUAUGAGCCUGUGUCUUCAGAUGGUCUCCCUCCUCCCAGCCCUCACCAGCUUCUUCAGUCUCUGAUUAAUGUAAUUGUCUUCCCUUCAUAUUUCCCUAAAUUGUAUGCCUUUGUGUGCAAGAUGAGGCAGUACUCACAACUCCUUAGUGAAGCUCAACUUUCAUGUUGUGAUCUGCAAAAGAGGAAUGAGUACAUCAUGAAAGUGGCUGAAAUUAGGGUCAAGAUGGCUGCCAAGGACCUUCCAAAGAUAUUACCAAGUCUGUCCUCUGAAGGAUUGAGUCUUAUUCUGCCGUACCUCAUAGAGCUCUUUGAAUUCCCAGAGAGUGCUGUAAAUGCUGCCUGGUACCUGACAAGUCCCCUAGCCCAGGCCCUUGGGCCAGAGGAAGCAAACAAACACCUCUUACCACCAGUUGUUAAACUGUUUGAAGCUGAAACUGUCACAGACAAACAUCUAAAGCUCUUCCAUCGCUCUUUCUUACUGCAGCUAAUAGUCUGGUUUGGGUUACAUAAGUUCCUCACCUUCUUUGUCACACCAUUAAUAGAGGGUGUAGGAGGUUACAAAGAAGUUUUAGGAAGAGCACAACAGGCUGCAGAAAUAGUGAGGAAACAGUCAACUACACUGAAGAGUGUGGACAUAAGCCUGGGUAGUGAAGGAGUUACCUCCCCUUGUGAGGAGGACUCACACUCCAGCAACACAGAGCUCACCCUCAGAAUGGAGGCAGAAGAAGCUGGUGCUGCAAGAGUAGAAGGUGACCUCACAGAUGCUGAGGCAGAGGCUGAGCCAGAGGUGUUCGUGUUUGAAGGCGGGGAGGAAGAAGUAGAAGCUAGUUCGCCUGAUACACCCAUGCAGGAUGCUAGUGAUCAGCUGAGAUCGCCUCUUGCAUCAGAGACCAUUAGCUUGGAUGAAGUGUCCCUGCAAGAGGGCAUUGGCUCCAUCCCCUCCCUGUGUCCAUCCCCCCACUCACCUUCCAUGAGUGGAGAUGAAGAUGAGGCUUCCAGUAAUCCUGACACUCCAACCCCUCUGGUGUCUGCAUACUCUCCCUCGAGUGUGUCUACGACCACAGGCAUUACCAUACCAAAGAGUGGCACAGAUGAGAUGGCCCUGAUAAAGUCAAUAGGGGAGCACUCCACAUCAUUGCCCAAUUUCCGCUUAGAAAAGGAACCUCAUGUCACCAACAUUGACAUAGGUGAAGGCAACUCUGACACCCUGACAGCUACAUUCAGAGAAUCAGAAAAUCAAGAUGCCAGGCAUAAGAUGGACCUAGAUCAUAACAUGUCAGACGUUUGUUGUGAGAGUGUCCUUUGGUUGGCAGGCAGACUAGGUCCAGUGCUUACUUCACGUUACAUGACUCGGAACUUGCUGAGGAUGCUGACACUCUGUUAUCUGCCAGACUCUGGAGCUCUGACUCCCAUCCCCUCAGAUCCUUUAGAUGAACUUUCAGUGACCAGAAAGCGUAUCCUUGGAGAUCGUUAUGCUGCAAAGGUUCUCCAUUGCCUGUCAGAAAUUGCUUGUCUAUAUGGAGAACAAGUUAUACUCCUCCAGUACCUGUGUCAUAUAUGUGAGCUUGUUGCCUCAUGCCGACGCAAGCUAUCUGCUACAAUGGAAGGAGGACUGUUAGGUGCCAUGGCCUUGCUGCAACAUCUUCUUCCCUACCUGACAGACAGCACCUUUAUGGAGCACUUACAGGAAACCCUUAUCCGCAAUGCUGUGUAUCCAGUUAUUCGACUUCUAUCAUCCACUAAAGUCAACUUCCCCCAUGGCGGAACAGCACGAGGAGUGCUAGCCUGUAGGGUCAUUGACUGCCUCUUCAUCAUGGCUCUGAGAGUAGGACGAGGAGUACAUUUAAUGCCAACCAUAACCAGGCUAAUGACAGCCUUUGAUAAAUGUCACAGCAGUUCUAAUCAGCUUGGUGCAUCACCCAGAUCACUAGAAGCUGAGGAACUUCUAGGUGGGAGUGAGGAGGGAACUCCUGGAGGCAUUCAGGCAUCCCCUGGAUCAAGUACUGACUCUGUUAAAGCCAAAGCAAUAGAGGAGUUAAAGCAGGUCCUGACUCCAGAACUGGCCUACUUGUCCUAUGUCCCAUUGUGCAGGUUCUUGGGAGCUUCCUAUAUGGAAACCACCCUACCUAACCAUGACCUGUUGCGCUCUCUAUGUCUACAGUAUGAUGAGAACAAUCAGGCUCACCAUGCAGCUGUAUUGACAGAUGAUGGCUUGGCUAUGAACAGUUCUGGUACCCCUAGUGAAGAACUAGGUGGGCGAAGACCAAGCAACCGAGGAACUAAUGUGGCUGUCACUGGAAAUAGAAUAGAUAUAAAGGAUGCUCCAGAUAGUGUUAUUACACCUCAGUCAGAACUUCCCCCUUCCAUAGGUUUUGCAACAACUGUUGAUAUUUCAAAAUAUACAGGUGGAAAAAUGGAUAAUACUCAAAGGCAUCUACGGGGCAACUGGCUGGCUUACUGGGAACACGAAAUUGGAAGAAGUGAACAAGACGCUAGGUUUAAUUUCAAGCAGAUCAAGCUGCAAACAUUUACUGGUCAUACAAACAGUGUCAAGUCCAUCCACGUGCUAGAUAAUGAGAAUUCUUUCAUCUCGUGUAGCAAGGAUAAAACUGUAAAACUUUGGUCUUUACGGAGUCAGGGUGAUGGUAAUGCCCAUGUUAGCACUCAGUGGACAUACACAGGUCACAAGAAAUCAGUUUUUGGUGUUGCUUUUUCUGACUCAAUGAGGUAUGCAGCCUCUUGUGAUUCAACUGUUCAUGUGUGGGAUCCAUUUAUUUGUGCCUGUAUAAAGCAAUUGGAUUCCUUGCGCCACAGCCCUGUCACUGUGCUGACUGCAAUGGCAGCUCCAUCAACACAGUUGGUGGCAGCUACUACAGAUGCUACAUUACGAUUCAUAGACCUUCGUACUUGCAGUUACACACAUGAGUUUAAAGUAUCAAUGGGAGGUGCUGGUCUUGUGCGAUGUAUUGAUACAAGUGGAGAUGGCCGUCUUGUGACAGUAGCCCAUUCCUCAGGUGUUAUAUCAGUUCUCGACACUCGCACAGGACAUUUGCUCUCCACUUGGAAACCACAUGAGGGAGAGGUAUUAUGUAUGCAGUGGUACAAGGGAGGCACCUUCAUUAGCUCUGCAUUAGAUCAGACUGUGUCAGUGUGGAGUGUGGACGACAACAAACUCAAGUUUACUCUCAGGGGCCCAACAGAACCAGUUCACCUCAUCAGUCUGUAUGGAGAUGAAGUGAUAACUGGCACUACAGCAAAUCGUAUUGGAGUUCACACAUCAGUCUCACCCACUGCAUCAUUCUCAUCAACAAGGCUUCGUUCAGACACCUUUAGAGGUGUUUUGACCACUAUGGCAGUUUUGCCUUUAAACAGAUUACUGCUUUUAGGGGCAGAUAAUGGGACUAUACGGUUACUCUGUUAGACAAUUGACUUCCACAUUUCUUGAGAAGUUUAUGUUGACCUUCCAGACUACACUAUUCAGCCCUAUAAUUUUAGUUGACAUCUCAGAUGUGCAAAUAAUAUUUAAACUAUCCCUCAUUUGUUACUAAUGGAUUGUGAGGCAGAGCUCAUGCUAUGAAGUGUCAGUAUGAGCCACAGUUUUUUUUUCUC